UCAAUAGCUGGUGCUACUAAUUUUAUAUUAUACUGAAUUUUUUUACUUCUGAGGUAGCUGUAUGUGUUAUCGAAUAUCACAGUAUCUGUAAACAAAAACAUUUUUUAAUUACAGUUUCCUAAUGAGUGCACGAAAUGGGGAAGAGGACCCUCAACAAUGCAGUCAAAAGGUGGUGUACGUUCGGGAAUUGGAUCCUAGUGAUUCAGAUUCAAGUGGGCCUCCCACAUCAGAAGAAGACGGUGAAGCGUGGCUGGAUGCUAAAAAGAGUGAAUCAAGUACGACAGAUUUAUGGAUAAUACAAAAAUUAAUAAGAUACAUGAAAACGGGAAAUCAAACAGCCACAUUAGUUGGUUUGUGUUGCAUACAAGAUUUUGAUUUAACAUUGGAAGGAAAUCAAAUGGCCAUACGUGAUAAUGGCGGUUUAGAAGUACUUGUAAACGUGUUGGAGACAAAAGAAUUAAAAAUAAAAUUAUGUGCUUUGGACGUUUUGAAAACCAUUUCAGAAAACAUAGAAAUACGUAUAAAUAUUAUAAAUUUAGGAAUUACACCAAUAUUGGUAGCUUUACUAGAUGAUCCAGCAAAAGAUUUACAAAUGAAAGCUGCACAAUGCUUGGCAAUGGUAUGUUUACGACGAAAAGCUAGAAAAAUUGUUCGAAAAUAUCAUGGUAUAGCGAAAGUUAUUGAUUUGUUGGAUGUGAGUCCAGAAAUUUUAGCAACCAAUAUAGAGGAAUUGAAUGAUCAAGCAUUAGAUUCAAUAAAUCUAGCAAUGGCGGGAGCUGAAGCUUUAUGUUCUUUAUCAGCUUCGCGUAAUAACUGUAAUGUUAUGGCUUCAUAUGGAGUAAUUCCACUUUUAGCACGUUGUAUUCAUUCAAUCCAUGAACGAGUAACAACUCCAGCUCUGGCAGUACUCGCAAAUAGUGCAAGUAUACCACAUUAUAGUUUAGGUAUUAUUACCGAAGGAAUGAUUCCCGAUAUUGUAAAAAGUCUGGAAGGCGAUGAAAAACUACAAACAAACGGUGCAACAACUAUAUUUAAGUGUGCAGUCACUGAUAAAGCUCGAGAUUUGAUUCGAAUUGCAGGAGGAUUAGAUCCAUUAGUUAAAAUACUUUCCGAAGAAAGUUUAUUUGAAAAUAAAAAACUUUUAGCUGGAACAACUGGGGCAGUAUGGAUGUGUGCUAAAUAUCACAAGAAUAUUGAACGUUUUAAUCAACUUCAAACUGUCAGCGCACUUGUGCGCCAUUUAGAGGAUACCAACGAGGAGGUUUUAACCAAUACUACGGGAGCUUUAUCAGAGUUAUUAAAAGAUUCAAGUAACCAUGCUGUAAUGGUUACAACUGGUGGUAUUAAAUUAGUUGUCAACUUAUUAAAUGAGACAUACGUGCCACUUUUACGAAAUGUUCCAUUAGUAAUUAUGCAAUGUGCAAGAGAUUCUAAAUGUAUGGAUAAAAUAGAAGAAUUGGAUGGUGUUCGAUUAGUUUGGUCAUUACUAAAAAAUAGUGAUCCAAGAGUACAAGAGAAUGCAGCAUGGGCACUAUGUCCAUGUAUUGAACAUGCUAAAGAAUCCGGUGAAAUGUGCCGAAGUUUUGUUGGAGGCUUACAAUUAACUGUUAGUUUACUAUCAUCAGAAGAUACCGGUGUAUUAGCAGCCGUAUGCGCAGCAUUAUCAGUAAUUGCAAAGGAUUUAGAAAAUUUAGCUGUAAUCAGUGAUCAUGGUGUUGUGAAAAAAUUAUGCCAAUUAGUUGAUACAAAAGAUAAAAAUCUACGACAGCAAUUAGGUGCAGUUAUCGCGAAUAGUUGUAGUUGGGGUGGUAAUUGUAAAGAAUACGGUCGUCGUGGUGCUAUCCCAUCAUUAGUUUCGUAUAUGAUUGAUGAUGUUCCAUCCAUACAUCGAACUACCGCGCAAGCGUUGUUUUCUUUAUCGAAAAAUGCUUUUAAUUGUAUCACGAUGCAUGAAAGUGGUGUUGUUCCAUAUUUACUAAAAGCGGUGUCAGCAAAGGAUGAAGUUUUACAAGAAGCUGCUGCUGGUUGCUUAAAAAAUAUACGAAAAUUAGCUUUAGAAGCCGAAACAUUUCAUUUGUAUGACGAUAAAGAUGAAAUGCUUAGUGAGGAUGAUGAAGACGCAAUUAUUAUGGCGAAAAUUGCUGAAGAGCAUGAAAAGAAGAAGUGA
Chrysoperla carnea is the source of this 2167-nucleotide messenger RNA. It is a transcript of the gene gudu, whose product is annotated as armadillo repeat-containing protein gudu. Bases 122 to 2167 code for a protein of 681 amino acids. Gene Ontology annotation, molecular function: protein binding. The transcript is spliced from 3 exons. Lineage: Eukaryota; Metazoa; Arthropoda; Insecta; Neuroptera; Chrysopidae. The record is from RefSeq and is a predicted model, not a curated record.